Adineta steineri is the source of this 1038-nucleotide messenger RNA. The record is from the annotation of a GenBank genome assembly. NCBI's taxonomy places the organism in Eukaryota, Metazoa, Rotifera, Eurotatoria, Adinetida, Adinetidae.
AUGAGUGCAGCUAGUAAUUUUACAACACCAAGAAGCAAUGAAUGUAUACUAACAGAUGAAGAAAUAAAUCAUUCAUAUAAUUUAACUCAUCGUAUUAUAUCAAUUUUUGUUUUAUUAAUUGUAUCUUUUGUUGGUGCUGCUAUUUCAGUUGUUUCAACACGAGUUAAACGUUUACAUAUUAAUCCAGUUAUUAUUAAUACAGGAAAAUUUUUUGGUAGUGGAGUUGUACUAGCAACUGGUUUUAUUCAUAUGUUACCACCUGGAAUGAAAUCUUUAACUGAUCCUUGUUUACCAGAUUCUUGGAAUGUCUAUAGUGCUUAUGGCGGUCUUUUUGCUAUGUUAGCUGCACUUAUUAUGCAGCUCAUUGAAUUUAUUGCACAUCAACGAUAUCAAUCAAUGAAAUCGUCUAAACCUUAUCCAAUAAAUGAAGGAUCUAAAAUAAAAGAUCAAAAACCCGUUCAAAUUUCAGUAGUCGAAAUCAUACCAUCAACAGAAGAACUUUGUGAUUCAACACAUCAUUAUCAUGGUGCUGCUUUUCAAGAUGAUAUUCAAAAACAUAAAAUAAGUACAUAUCUACUUGAAUUUGGUAUAGCUCUUCAUUCUGUUCUAAUUGGUUUAACAUUGGGUACAACAACAGAAUCAUUCAUUGCUCUAUUUAUUGCACUUAGUUUUCAUCAAUUUUUUGAAGCAAUUGCACUUGGUGCACAAAUUGCUCGUUUAGAUCGUAUUUCAUUACGAUCAACUGGCAUGAUGGUUAUAUUUUUUGCUUUGACAACACCAGUUGGUAUCGCUAUAGGUAUUGGGAUACAUACAAAAACUUAUAAUCCAAAAUCAAUUGCAUCAUUACUUGUCAAUGGUAUUUUAGAUUCAAUAUCAGCCGGUAUUCUUAUUUAUGUAGCUCUUGUUAAUUUAAUUACAGCUGAAAUGGGUGUUGGCGCACAUGCAUUCCAUACAUUAAAAAAACGAUUAAAAUUAUUAUAUUUUAUUGCAUUAUAUGCAGGUGUUGGUGCUAUGUCAGUUGUUGGACGAUGGGCUUAA